UUAUGGCCCCCCUUUUUGCAUUGCAGUUCAAGCUUUGUUGUUUCCUUCUUCUGUCAACAAAGACCACCGAGUUUCUUUCUGAACAAGCCGCUAAGGCACAACCACAAAGCUACAUGAAAAGUUGCCUACAAAAAGAUGCACAAGUUACUUGGAAACAUGGAGGACCUGUUGGUAUGGAGUGUAAAGUGCUGGGCUCCAUUUUCAGCCUCCAUAAUGGAAAUAUUCAGUAUUAUAUCCUGAAACUCUCAGUCUCGGUUGUUUUUCUAUUUUUAUGUCUCGAGAUAUUCUUUUCAUAAUAAAUCUGUAUGACCUUAUCUUGGAAGGGGAAGAGAAAAAAAGAUCCUAUGUUUAAAACCACAGUACUGUGAAUUUUAGAGUACUAAAGUGAUAGUGUAUAGAUAGGAUUGUAAGGGAAAGGAGGUUUUUUGACGCAAACCCAUAAAAGAACUUGCCAUAAGUCCAAAUGGGUCGGAGUUGAUUCUGUAUGGAGAUGGAAAUUUUCUGUGAUAGUUCAUCCCAAAAUCAAAGAUCCUUUGGAUCUGCCUAUGUUUCCAGGGCAAUAUGGGAUUGGGAUCUCGUUAGAUCCAACAAUUAGUCGAGUUCCUUGGUGUGCUCUGUUUAUGGCUAUGUUUCAUUUUUUUUUUUUCUUUGCUGAAAAUAAUGAUUUAAAUUUAGUGGGAAUGGUUUUACAUAAGGACAAUCUUUAAUUGAUCAGAUCGUGGAGGCUUAGCUUUAUCAGAGGGAAAACCGGAAACUUCAAACUGAAACGACAGCCAUACACAGCCAAAAAUGAUUUUCGGUUUGACGAAUUAAAGGCUAUUGGACAUCACACCAAUCACCAUCAAGAUAUAAAGAUCACACACAUUAUUUUUAUUAUUGUUGUUAUUAGUGCAAUCAACAGUAGCUCUCCAGAUGCAACCAUAAAAACUAAACUUUGAGACGGAUUUAAGAAGACUGGCCCUGCUUCCCCUUUUGCAUCUGUCAUGGAGGAUAACUGGGAUUCGUCCACUAAGCCUGAGGGGCUAGAUUCAAGCCGUGAACCUUCUCUGCGUCUUCCAUGGAUGAUUAAUCCUCAGCUUUCAAGCUCAACAGAGCUUCGGAUUGAUGGGUUCCCUUCGUUUUCGACUCCAGUAGAAGGAAUUAUUGGAGAAGACAGAGCAGCUUCUGCUUCCAAGAGCCAUAGCCAAGCGGAAAAGAGACGUAGGGACAGGAUCAAUGCUCAGCUUGCAACCCUUCGGAAACUCAUUCCCAAAUCUGAUAAGAUGGAUAAGGCAGCUCUGUUGGGAAGCGCGAUCGAUCAAGUGAAAGAUCUGAAGCGAAAAGCAAUGGAAGCCAGCAAGAACAUGACAGUUCCAACGGACAUGGAUGAAGUAACAAUCGACUCCACCAUGGUUGAAGACCACAGCAGGAACAAUAUUGAGAUAAAGGUAUCAGUGAGCUGCGACGAUCGGCCAGAACUGUUCACAGAGCUCAUCCAAGUGAUCAAGGGGCUGAGGCUCACCACAAUAAGGGCUGAUAUGGCUAGUGUUGGUGGCCGCAUUAAAAGCAUACUUGUCCUUGGCAAUAAAGAUGGUGAAAAAAGUGUCUGCUUAAACACUGUUCAGCAGUCUCUUAAAUUGGUUUUAAGUCGAUUGUCAUCAUCCUCGAGUGCUUCGACCUAUCGUAUUAGAAGUAAACGACAGAGGUUCUUCCUCCCUUCUCAUUAUUCCAAGUGAUCUUUCUUCUUCUUCAAUAAUUUAAUUGUGAACAGCCCACAACGGCUCCAUUGAGCGACAGUGAUGCUACAAUACAAUCACUAUGGAUAGAGAAAAAGAUUUAAGAGUGUAAAAACCAGAGCUUCAUGAAGAAAGAUUAUGGAGAAUUGAAGCUGUUGCAGCAAAGCAACAACCGUCUCUCAUGUGAAAAGAGGGAGCUUUGCUGUUAGACUCAUAGUUGGAAAACAGAAAUAGAUUGGGAAAAAUCCAUAUGAACGUUCGUUCAACACAUCUCAUCGAGUUCAUUUUUUCUUGCAGCAAUGCAGAUAAGACUUCUUAAGAACGUAUCAGUAAAUAUCCACUUUGAUUGGUAAAGAAAAUGUUAGCUAAAAUGGUGCCUAUUGAA
Molecule: messenger RNA, 2100 nt
Organism: Cucurbita maxima (winter squash)
Lineage: Eukaryota; Viridiplantae; Streptophyta; Magnoliopsida; Cucurbitales; Cucurbitaceae
Product: transcription factor bHLH51-like
Exons: 3
Coding region: 984-1715 (243 amino acids)
Biological process (GO): regulation of DNA-templated transcription
Molecular function (GO): protein dimerization activity; DNA-binding transcription factor activity
Source: RefSeq, a predicted model, not a curated record